Messenger RNA from Panicum virgatum (switchgrass), 1166 nucleotides. Its product is annotated as myosin-14-like. The record is from RefSeq and is a predicted model, not a curated record. The transcript is spliced from 8 exons. Lineage: Eukaryota; Viridiplantae; Streptophyta; Magnoliopsida; Poales; Poaceae. The coding region runs from base 305 to 1084 and encodes 259 amino acids.
CUGGGGUGGGGGGUUGCUGUUGCGGCUGGCCAGCUGAGUCUCCUUCUGGCGCGGCAGUGCGCUGACCGGUGGCCUGUCGGGGUCGGGCACCAGCCGCUGCAUUCUGCGCAGCCUUCGGAUCGGCCAGUGUGACUUUGGGCUUGGGGGGCGCCUGCUGCUGGAGGUGACGCCUGCCCGGCUGACGACAUUCGAAGGAGCGGUGACCCGGCAUCUCACAGCGCAGGCACCUGGUCGGCUCUCUGCAGUCCCUCUUGAAGUGGCCCUUUUCAAGGCAAUUGAAGCAGCGGCCAUCCCGUGCCGCAGGAUGGUUCCGGCAGGGAUGAAUCUGGGCCAACUGGCGCCCGCGCCUGCGCCGACGGCGUACCACGCGCCAGCCCCCGUCCUCCGUUGCGGCGUCCGACGCCCUCUGGGUGUCAGCGCGCAAACAGAUGCUGCGGUAGCGUGGCAGCAAGCUGCGGCGACCGGCGCUCCUUGGGCGGGGACGUCCGAGCUACCACAUCUCGAUAGGAUGGGCGGAUCUGGGGUACCCCCAGUUUUAGCUCAGAAAAUCUUUACCCAGAUAUUUUCAUACAUAAAUGUACAACUAUUCAACAGUCUACUUCGUCGUGAGUGUUGCUCCUUCAGUAACGGAGAAUAUGUCAAGGCUGGUCUAGCUGAGUUGGAGUUGUGGUGUGCAAAGGCAACAACCGAGUAUGCAGCUUCAUCAUGGGACGAGCUAAAGCAUAUCAGACAGGCCGUUGGCUUUUUGGUUAUAUUCCAAAAAUUCAGAAUAUCUUAUGAUGAGAUAGUCAAUGACCUAUGCCUGGUGUUGAGUGUUCAACAAUUGUACAGAAUUUGUACACAGUACUGGGAUGACAAGUAUAAUACCCAAAGUGUCUCAUCAGAUGUUCUUAGGAACAUGCGGGUGUUAAUGACAGACGAUUCCAAUAAUGCUGAAAGCAGUUCAUUUUUGUUGGACGAUAAUUCAAGCAUCCCAUUCUCGGUGGAUGAUAUCACCUACUCAAUACAGGAGAAGGACUUCUCGGAUGUCAAACCAGCCGAGGAGCUACUCGAGAACCCUGCCUUCCAGUUUUUACAGGAAUAGGGCUGUGCGAAGUCUCGAGUUUUAUAUUGCUAGAUGUCUUGUCAGAUCAUUUCUUGAUUUGUUGUAAUUUUUCUUUGAUCCC